AUGACAAGAUAUCGUCCAUUGAUAAUGUUAGCUGUGGGAAUAACAUUUAUAUAUUGGAUAAUAUCAUUACAUAAAGCACCUUUUCCUUAUCCUCGAAAUAUAAUAUUAACAAGAGAUGUAAUAUUUGGACAUUCUUUUGAAUUAUAUAAACCUGAUGGUAUAUUCAUUUGUGCUCAAAAUGAUUGGGUUUAUUUAACAGCUAUAUGGAAAGGGUAUGGAUCAGAUUUUGAUGAUGCUACUGGGCUUAUUAAACAAUAUAGGCGUCCAUUACAUUUACUCUUAUCAUCUAAUAAUUUUGGUCCAGAUAAUGAAUGGAAACUUCUUUAUGUUCAUCGUUUGGAUGGUCCAAUAGCGCAUACAUCAAGUUAUCAUCAUAAAAAUAACUUGAUAACAACAGAUUAUGAUUAUGAUGAAAAUAAUGCGUUAGCAGUAUUAUAUCAAAAACAAGAAGAAGAACAAAUUCAAUAUGUUUUAAGAUUAUAUAAUAUAGGAAAUUUUGAAUCAGGAAGUGCUGAUUCCGAUUAUGUUGAUAUAAUUAUGCCUGGCACAACAAAAAUUAAAUCAUUUCAUGUGGAAGAUUCUUUGAUUUUAUAUUCAAGAAAUCCUGAUAAUGCCAAGUUUCGAACUAUUCAAAUACCUAGAAAUAUAUUUGAAAUUGGAAAGCGAAAAAAUGAAGCAUUAAUUAUAAAGUCUGGAAUCACACGAGAAGAACCAUCGAAACGAAAAACCUUGACAUAUCGUCGUGUAUAUGCGGCAUCAGGCGUUAUCCGUGUUAUGAAUGCAGAAAUAACAGCAGAUGAAGAGUCAUGGACUUUUCAAGUUACAGUUAUUCAUAAUUCUUCAUCCGUUGAAGAUACUAGCUGGCGAAAUAAAAAAUUAAUUUCGUAUACUCAAAGUUCACCAAAAAGAAUAGAAUACGAUCAAUUUGAUUUUGUACGUGGUAUAACUCCUAUAUCACCUACUAUAAUUCCAAAACCAAUUGUUGUGACUGCACGUAACAUGACAACGAUAUGCAUUGCUUUGAAUGAUAUUUUAUUCACUUUUGAUUAUAGUAAUACUACAUCUGCAUCAGAUCCUAAACAAGAUUCUUAUAGUAAAGAAGCUUAUAUAGUUCGUAGUGAAUAUCUACCAGUUCUUGAAGAAUUACCAUUUCAAGUUAUAGGGGCUGAAGUUAACGCUAAUGGUAAUAUAUUACUUCUUGUUACCCAGGAAAAUUAUAUAUUAAUAUAUAAACGAGGACUUGCUGAUAUUCAUUUAACUUCAUCAACACGUUCAAGAAAAGGAUGGUUUGAUAGAUUAAUAGAUGAUAAUCAAAUAAAUAAUUCAAAUCGUGCAACAAAUAUUAAUGGUGAAAAUUGGGAAUUGAGAAUGGUUAUUACAUCAUCUUAUUUAGAUUUCGUAAGUCAAUCAGAUCUGGGGGUUAUAGCGGUAAAAACAUUAAAUAUUUCUAGAUUACAACCUGAAUACGUAGGAAAAAAUGUUACUGAAAAUAUUCUGUUAACAUUAUUUGAAAAUGGUAGAGUUGCAACUUUUAAUUUGGAUAGAGCAGAACAAGAAAUGAAACUAUGGUUUAUUAUUAAAAGACGAUGGCAAAUGAAUGAUAUGUGUAGUGUUGGUUUUUGUUUGGAAUGA
This is a messenger RNA of Scutellospora calospora, 1632 nucleotides long. Lineage: Eukaryota; Fungi; Glomeromycota; Glomeromycetes; Diversisporales; Gigasporaceae. The record is from the annotation of a GenBank genome assembly.